This is a messenger RNA of Pseudocercospora fijiensis CIRAD86, 786 nucleotides long. RefSeq lists its product as uncharacterized. NCBI's taxonomy places the organism in Eukaryota, Fungi, Ascomycota, Dothideomycetes, Mycosphaerellales, Mycosphaerellaceae. The record is from RefSeq and is a predicted model, not a curated record. The coding region runs from base 390 to 578 and encodes 62 amino acids. The transcript has a single exon.
CUUCUGGGAGGCUGACCACUCGGAGGACGAUGGCUCACCGACUAGGGACGGAGCGUCAGGGCAGAACUGGGGACGACAGUUCAAAAUCGAAUGGCAAUCAACAAGCCGCUUACCAUUCUACAGGACGAGAGGCCUUCGGAACCCAUGGAACGCAAAUCGAGAAGUCAAGAUUGCCCGCGACGGAACAGAACUAGAGCCAAGUGUUGGAAGACGUCUCAUUUCCAUGUUCCAUAGGCCUUCCCCUUCCCCGUCCGCCGCUCCGAACUCGGCUCCUUUCCGAUAACCACAGAUCUAACAACGCCACGCGCCCUUUACACAACAUUUGCCACCCCCCACCCCGACACUCAUCAGUACCAACUCAAAUCUUUAAAGCAUGGCGAGCGUUGGUCAUGAACUACGAAUACUUUGCAUUGCAUUGCAUUGGGAGGAGAAUCGCACGCAUAAUAACGGUCAUUUUUGGCAUGAGUGAAGCUAAGCCAAGGCUUGGCAAGGAACGAUGGGGAUGGAAGCGGAGGCAGAUGAUACCCAACAUCAAAGAAAGCGGAACGCUUCAACGGCAGGUACGGUACGGGUUGUAGCAGCACGCCAUUCCUUGUUCUCCUUUGGUCGCUUUCUUGUUUAUUCAGGUUCAUCGCAUCUCAGGUUUGUAAUCUUAGGUAUCAGUCAAACGCUUUGAUUGAGAGUCAAAAGGUCGGCGGGAUUGUUGUCUGGAUAGGUUUUUACUGGCUUAACCGGAUAACUUUUCAAAUACCAAUCCACAACGUUACCAAAGACUCAAUUUUGACC